GGUCGACGGGGCGGGAUUUCCGCAGGAAGCUGGCUGGGGUGUUGUGUGUUGGCAUCGGCCGCUGGAACUAGAUCCCAGGGACGAGGCUGUGCAAGGCUCCCACAUCGAAGUUAGAAGGAGCCCACGAGUUCCCUACGGGUCUGUGGAAACUGUCCCGUGACUGUUGGCGAAGAUGCCUUACCUUGGCUCUGAGGACGUGGUGAAGGAACUGAAGAAGGCUCUGUGUAACCCUCAUAUUCAGGCUGAUAGGCUGCGCUACCGGAAUGUCAUCCAGCGAGUUAUUAGGCACAUGACACAGGGCUUGGACAUGUCUGAUGUUUUCAUGGAAAUGGUGAAGGCCAGUGCCACUGUAGAUAUUGUUCAGAAAAAGUUGGUUUAUCUGUACAUGGGCACAUAUGCACCUUUAAAACCAGAUUUGGCACUCUUGGCCAUCAAUACACUCUGCAAAGACUGCUCAGACCCCAACCCAAUGGUGCGAGGACUAGCACUACGGAGCAUGUGUAGCCUCAGGAUGCCUGGGGUACAGGAAUACAUCCAGCAGCCUGUUGUCAAUGGUCUGCGGGAUAAGGCUUCAUAUGUUAGAAGAGUGGCAGUCCUGGGCUGUGCCAAGAUGCAUAAUCUUCACGGAGACUCUGAAGUGGAUGGUGCUAUAGUCAAUGAGUUAUACAGUCUUCUGCGUGACCAGGAUCCAAUUGUGGUUGUGAACUGUCUGAGAUCUCUAGAGGAAAUUUUAAAACAGGAAGGAGGCGUUGUCAUUAAUAAGCCCAUUGCCCACCAUCUCUUAAAUAGAAUGUCAAAACUGGACCAGUGGGGCCAGGCUGAAGUACUGAACUUCCUGCUACGCUACGAACCCCGCAGUGAGGAGGAACUGUUUGAUAUUCUCAAUUUGUUGGACAGCUAUCUCAAGAGCAGCAGCACCGGCGUGGUGAUGGGAGCCACCAAACUCUUUCUGAUUUUGGCAAAAAAGUUCCCCCACGUACAAACUGACGUGCUCGUACGAAUCAAGGGGCCCUUGCUGGCUGCCUGCUCUGCAGAGAGCCGUGAGCUCUGUUUUGCUGCUCUCUGCCAUGUCCGUCAGGUCUUGCAUAGUUUGCCAGGUCACUUUAGCAGUCACUACAAAAAGUUCUUUUGCUCUUACUCGGAACCCCACUACAUCAAGCUGCAGAAGGUGGAGGUGCUGUGUGAGCUGGUGAAUGACGAGAACGUGCAGCAGGUGCUGGAGGAGCUGCGCGGCUACUGCACUGAUGUGUCUGCUGACUUUGCACAGGCUGCCAUCUUUGCCAUAGGUAGCAUUGCCAAGACUUACACAGAUCAAUGUGUGCAGAUUCUAACAGAGUUGCUGGGACUUCGACAAGAACAUAUCACUACAGUGGUGGUGCAGACUUUCCGAGACCUGGUCUGGUUAUGCCCUCAGUGUACUGAAGCUGUGUGUCAGGCCCUGCCUGGCUGUGAGGAGAACAUUCAAGACAGUGAGGGGAAACAGGCACUUAUUUGGUUGCUUGGAGUCCACGGGGAAAAAAUCCCCAAUGCUCCUUAUGUGUUGGAGGACUUUGUGGAAAAUGUGAAGUCAGAGACAUUUCCUGCUGUUAAGAUGGAGCUACUGACUGCACUAAUGCGCCUUUUCCUCUCGCGCCCUGCUGAGUGCCAGGACAUGCUGGGACGGCUGUUGCAUUACUGCAUAGAGGAAGAAAAGGACAUGGCUGUACGAGACCGGGGUCUCUUCUAUUACCGCCUCCUGUUAGUUGGCAUUGAUAAAGUGAAGCAGAUCCUGUGUAGUCCUAAGUCUGACCCUUCUCUUGGACUUUUGGAGGAUCAGCCAGAGCGACCAGUAAAUAGCUGGGCUUCAGACUUCAAUACACUGGCGCCAGUGUAUGGCAAAGCCCACUGGGCAACUAUCUCUAAAUGCCAGAAGGUAGAGCUUCAUCGCCUUGAGCUUCCCCACAAUGCAUCCUUUGCCACAUCAGGACACUUGAUUUCUGAAGAGAACAAAGAAGGAGUCGAAGAACCCGAUUCUGAAGCUUUCAUGCUGGUCCCCAAUCUCCAGCUCACUGCUGAAUAUUUUGAGAAAACAUGGCUUAGCCUCACAGUCACUUACCAGCAGGUGUUUCCUUGGCAGGGAGAAGUUCAGCCUGACACUCUACAAAUGGCUCUAAAAGUAGUGAACAUUCAGACCAUCGCCAUGAGCAGAGCUGGUGCCCAGCCCUGGAAAGCCUACCUCAGUGCUCAGGAUGAUGCGGGUGCUCUCUUCUUAACUGAAUUGCUACUGAAGCCCGAGAACUCAGAGAUGCAAAUCUCCGUAAAGCAGAGUGAGGCGAGGACUGAGGCCCUGCAUGGUUUUGUCUCUGUCCUGGAGACUGUGAUUGGAACAGUUGGAGACAUGAAAUCUUAACAGAGUUUUGCUGCUUGCCUUGGAUGAAAUGAACAGUUGUUAGAGUUCCUUUAGUGUCUUAAAAGGCUUCUUGUAAGUCCAUGAAUGGACUUACAACUCCAAAAGAGAAUGGGAAGUCUGGGAACCUGCCUUUCAAGCCUGUCAGGAACUGAUCCCAUUUUAAAAGGAGAAUGUAUACUGUAGUGUUGGUAGGAGAUAAGAAUGGGGUGAAGAAGCCAGGUGGUGGUGGCACACGCCUGUAAUCCCAGCACUCUGGGAGGCAGAGGCAGAUUUCUGAGUUCUAGACCAGCCUGGUCUACAGAGUGAGUUCCGGGACAGCCAGGGAUGUGCAGAGAAACCCUGUCUCGAAAAAAUCAACCCGCAAAAAAAAAGAAUGGGGUGAAGAUAGGCUGGGGACAUUUCUCUGAUCAUUUUAGGGGUUAUAUUUAUUAACUAUGCCUGGCAUUUGUGGAAGUUGAUAGCUGUCGUCAGUUUUGAGUGUUUUUCUUGAGCAUACUGUUCGUGCAUUUCCAGGCAUACUUUUUAGGUUAGGAUCCAAAAGUCCCUUGUGUGACAUCUAAAGUACCUUUUCAGUGUCCUGACUCACACCCCUGAAGCACUCUAUUCUGACAAAGUGGUGUGCCAAAGAAGAAAACAGAUAACUGGUCUGUUGCAGUUCUCUGAGUGUUCUUUCAUACCCAGGCCUUAACAUCUGUCUCUUGACUAGAACAGUUGCUCACUCUCAUGCCUCAACACAGUGUGCUUUCCUUCGUUGUGAGGAAGGAAACAUCUUUAGGAUGUUUCCCUGUGGCAUUCACUGUCUUCACUCAGGAUCUUUAUUCAAGCUGUGAAAGCUGCCAUGCUGAGGCUGAGGCUGUAACUCAGUGGGUAGUGUACUUGAUCAGCUAGCACAGGCCCCAGGUUCCAUCUACACCACAACAUCCAGCGGGGGAUAGUGACCAUGCCUGUAAUCUUAGUGCUCAGGAGGAGGAGGAGCAGGGUGAUUAGAAGUUCAAGGUCAGUAUCAGCUACAGUAAGGUAUUUGAGGCCAAUUUAGGGUACAUAGGACACUGUCAAGAGAAAAGGGGCCCUGACAUGAUAGCUUAGCCAGUAAGGUGCUUGCUGCUGAGCUGCAAGCCUGUGUCGGAUACACUGAAGGAGAGAAUAGGCUCCACAUGUUAUUCUCUGAUAUUCUCCACACGUAUGCCAUGGAUAUUCACAAAGUAUGUUCCACUGCAUGUAAUACAAAAAUAUUUUUAAAAGUUGUUUUUAAAUAGUCUGGCAUGGUGGCUUAGUGGGUACAGCAGCUAUAACUAAGCCUUGAUGACCUGAAAUUCAUCCCCAGGAGAGAACUGGCUCCCAAAGGUCCUUGUCGGUCCUCCACUCAUGUGCCACUCGUGUGUCCUGUGCGUACCCCUCCCCCCAAGUAAAUAAUAAAUGUCAGAAAACAAAGUUGCGAGGCAUACUUCUAACA
Messenger RNA from Apodemus sylvaticus (European woodmouse), 3842 nucleotides. It is a transcript of the gene Ap4b1, whose product is annotated as adaptor related protein complex 4 subunit beta 1. Gene Ontology annotation, biological process: intracellular protein transport; vesicle-mediated transport. Lineage: Eukaryota; Metazoa; Chordata; Mammalia; Rodentia; Muridae. Gene Ontology annotation, cellular component: membrane coat; clathrin adaptor complex. The coding region runs from base 173 to 2389 and encodes 738 amino acids. The record is from RefSeq and is a predicted model, not a curated record. Gene Ontology annotation, molecular function: clathrin binding. The transcript is spliced from 11 exons.